AUGUUGAUCAAGCCAAUUACUGAAACCAGGACCCCUCGUCAUACGUUGGAUGACGAAGAUAGUAAUGCAAAGCCAAACCCCAUCCCUGAGGUCAGAAUAUCCUUGAAUGAUACAGGUGCAACGUAUGACUACGUAUUGAUAGCCCCACAGACCAUAAGUUUGAUACAGGAUCAAUUGCCGAACAAAUUGAAUGUGGGAACAAUAACUGUGGAUUAUCCAAACUUGAUUAAAGAGUUGUCAAAAGAGGAACAAAAUGAUUACGAUGAAGAUGAACAGUUAUAUGUUGCUCUUGAGAACGAAGCCUUGAAAAACAGAUUCAAGAAAGAAGAAAUUUCAGUAUACUUGUCUAAUGGUGUCUUGUCAAUAGUGGUGCCGCAUUUCGCAAACACGAUCACCUACAAUGUCCUUGCAAGACAAUUGGUUCAGCAGUUGAAGCCACUGAAAAGCUGGAUACUAUUAGCUCCGUCCAACUUGAACAACAAUCAAUCAAUAAACAAAUUACUUUUGGAUACAGGGACCGCCUUCUCUGUGUUGUCGCAAGUUCCAGUAUUGAGACCACCACAUUCUAUAACUGGUAUCACUGCUGCCGUUGUUUCCCAAUUAAACUUGAUAGGUGCAACUAAUGUCAUCACCUUGGUGUUGAAUUCAGAAGGACAUUUGGGCUAUGAAAAAUCAGACAACGACUCUAUAGUCCAUACCGCGUACGUAUUGGGUGAUAUUAUCCCCAUCGAUAAAGAACAAUAUGUGAAGAACUUAAGUGCAAGAGUGAGAAAAUUCAAUGGGUACUCAAAUUUGGGCAUAUACAUUUAA
Molecule: messenger RNA, 810 nt
Organism: Lodderomyces parapsilosis
Lineage: Eukaryota; Fungi; Ascomycota; Pichiomycetes; Serinales; Debaryomycetaceae
Exons: 2
Coding region: 1-810 (269 amino acids)
Biological process (GO): proteasome assembly
Source: RefSeq, a predicted model, not a curated record